Messenger RNA from Drepanopeziza brunnea f. sp. 'multigermtubi' MB_m1, 1485 nucleotides. RefSeq lists its product as uncharacterized. Gene Ontology annotation, molecular function: transmembrane transporter activity. Gene Ontology annotation, cellular component: membrane. Lineage: Eukaryota; Fungi; Ascomycota; Leotiomycetes; Helotiales; Drepanopezizaceae. The record is from RefSeq and is a predicted model, not a curated record. Gene Ontology annotation, biological process: transmembrane transport.
AUGGAAAAAUCUCCACCGAUCGAUUCGGAGUCCAGGACCAUAGGGACCGAAGAUAUCGAACCUGUUGGUCCUGGCAAGGAAGUUAAUGAGUUGGGGGGUGUUGGUGAGGCUGCAGAGGAGGAGCAGACUGCGGGCGAUAGAGCUUUAGUGCGGAAACAGGAUCUUCGGAUCGUGCCUCUCUGUGCAGCUAUCUACCUCCUAUGCUAUCUGGACCGCUCGAAUAUCGGCAACGCGAAAACACUGAAUGCGGCAACUCACAGUGACCUCCUCUCGGAUACGCACAUGACGAAUUUCCAUUAUACUAUUGCGUUGAUGGUGUUCCUGAUUGCGUAUACAAUAUUUGAGGUUCCUUCAAACUACUUUCUGAAGAAACUAAGUCCAAGCAAAUGGAUCUCUUUCUUGAUGUUCUCGUGGGGUGCUGUGACCAUCGGCCUUGGAGGUGUUGGGAACUUUGCAGGUGUGACUGCUGUUCGUUUUAUCCUGGGAAUGUUUGAAGCCGGACUCUUUCCUGGACUCGUCUAUUACUUGACUUUCUGGUACCGAACUGACGAGAGGUCCAUUCGAGUUGCGUUCAUCCUUGCUUCAGCAACUCUUGCCGGAGCUUUUGGUGGAGCCAUUGCCUACGCGGUAGGACAUAUGAAUGGAACUGGAGGUCAUAGUGCUUGGCGAUGGCUCUUUAUCCUUGAAGGCAUUCCUUCGUGUCUGUCAUCUGUAUUCGUGUUCUUCUUGCUACCCGACUACCCAGAGACCUCAAAGUGGCUCAACGCGGAUGAAAAGGCGCUUGCUGCAUCUCGGCUGCGAUUUGGGGCCUCGCACGGUCAUGAUUCGAGUUUGACUUGGGCCCAGGCCAAGGAAACAUUGACUGACUGGCGUCUCUACGCUCAUUACGCAAUCUACUUUGGCAUCUCAACCCCCUUCUCAAGCCUCUCCCUCUUUACACCCAGCAUCACGGCCGGUCUCGGCUACAAAGGCCUCACCUCCCAACUGAUGACUGUGCCACCAUACGCAGUCGCUUACCUCGUCACGAUCCUCGCCUCCUACUCCGCGGACCAUUUUAACUCGCGCGGCAUCCACUCCGCGAUCUUCUCCACCAUCGGCGCCGUCGGCUUCCUGGCUUCCGCAAUCCUCCCAGCAGAGGCGUACCAUUCCCGCUACGGAUGCCUGAUCGUAGCCGCUUCUGGAGCGUUCUCUUGCAUCCCGCCGCUGCUGGGAUGGCUGAGUUCGAACCUGCACACGACUGGUGCCGUGGGGCUGGCUAUCGCGAUCAACAUCUCGGUAGGCGCGCCGGGUCAGAUUGCGGGCGUGUGGAUCUACAAGUCGGACGAGGCGAAGAGAGGAUAUCCCACGGGGCACUGGACGAACGCCGGGCUGUUGUUGUUCGUGGCUGUUGGGUGUCUUGGCUUGAGGCUCUGCUAUGGGCUACUGAACCGGAGAAUUCUCCGGAGCGGAGAUCCGGGGGAGGCGAAUAGGCUUUACAGUUACUGA